This is a messenger RNA of Aspergillus glaucus CBS 516.65, 1389 nucleotides long. RefSeq lists its product as uncharacterized. Gene Ontology annotation, biological process: positive regulation of transcription by RNA polymerase II; DNA-templated transcription. Gene Ontology annotation, molecular function: zinc ion binding; DNA-binding transcription factor activity, RNA polymerase II-specific; sequence-specific DNA binding. The record is from RefSeq and is a predicted model, not a curated record. NCBI's taxonomy places the organism in Eukaryota, Fungi, Ascomycota, Eurotiomycetes, Eurotiales, Aspergillaceae. The transcript is spliced from 6 exons. The coding region runs from base 1 to 1389 and encodes 462 amino acids.
AUGGAGACUGACACGAACCCAAGGCAACACCCUCAACACCGGGCUAAGACACGAUCACGAAUCAGCGCUGCAUGUGUCCGUUGCCAGAAACGGAAGAUAAGGUGCGACGGCCGAAUACCAGGUUGUAGCACUUGCCAGAAAGCGCGUGUGAACUGCGUUGACGGAGGAGCUUCACGCGAUAUCUCGCGGAGUUAUAUCAACGACCUGGAAUCAAGGGUUGCAUGGCUGGAGUCUGUUGUUCGGGGGCACGCUCCGGGGGUCAGCCUGGAUGGGGAACAAAAUCAUCAACAUACGGUCAAUGGCGCUAGGACAGUUGAAUCCCCUCGUUCCCUCGAGGAAGCUGCUACUGCUAUUACUACUAGCCGUGGUUAUAGCAAAGAUGACACUUCACUGCGCGACGUCACCGAUCAGAUUGGACUUGUUUCAGUCAACGGGGCAGAUCUCCGAUACUUGGGACCGAUACUUGGGACCCCAAGGGGCCUGCCAUCGGACCUGAGACAUGCUCAGUGGUUGUCGCAGACAUAUUUCCAGAGUGUCCACUUGCAAUUCCCCUUCCUGCACGAACCGACACAUAUGGAGACUGUUCGGAAGCUUCACGAUGGCGUUGAUGCCGGGCCAGCAUGCAGGUUUCGGAUAUUUAUGGUCCUGGCCAUCAGUGCGACGAUCAGAUCCUGGCAGGCGAAGGUGCUGCUGUCAGCUGAGGGUUACUGUGCUUCGGCUGUUGCUCAUAUGGAUAGUCUCUUUGGCAGACCUUCUCUCUCUGGUGUUCAAUGCAUUCUGCUGCUUCAGGUGUAUACUAUUAACAAUCCGUCAUCAGGCCUGAGUCUUUGGACUCUUCAUUACCAUUGUUUGGCAUCUAUUCUGGAGUUGGGGUUACAGCACAAUGUUCAAGGUAGUCACCUUCCUGUCUUUGAGCAGAAGAUGCGGACUAGGGUUUUCUGGUGCGUUUACACUGUCGAUCGGGUGUUGAGUACUCUGUUGGGGAGGCAAAUUGGGUUGAUGGAUGAGCAGUGCGAGUUGAGGGUAAGAAACACCCUAAUCAACAUGUCCAGCGCAAUCCACCUAUUCAAGCUAUCAAAAUUCAACGCAGAAAUCAAAUGCGUCCUAUACUGCGUCGGCCAACUCUACGGCCUAUACACCCAACCAGCGAUCACAGACAUCGAAAACUGGCAAGCCAACGUCAUCCACCGUUUCCGCCAAUGGAACACAGACUCUUAUGUCACAGGCAUGCUGUACUAUAGCUGGAUCAGCACGCAUUUGUUAUUUCUGUGCGUGAUUAAGAUGUUCUACUGCGUCUGGGUACCGAACGGCGUCGCUGACGAGGUGGACUUUGACGACCUUACGAGAGCGCUCAAACCUGCGUCGGACGUCCUCAGUGCUACGGGGUAG